AUGUCAAAUUAUAAAUGUAUUAAAAUAUGUGAUAAAUCAUCAAUAAAACUUAUAUUANGGAGAAGAAAUGGAAGAAUUGGAAACAAGCGGCUGAGUUGUGCAAGCAGAGCAAUUUCAAAGCUCUGUAAAUUGGGGGUUUUGCUGAAACAGAGUGCUAAAGGACUGUGUUCUGGGAAAUCCAAUUCGGGUUACAUUCGGGUCGGGCAAGAACCGAUUGAUCUGAAGCAGGUGAGUGUACCGAAGGGACACUUAGCUGUAUACGUGGGUGAGAAGGAAGACGACACGUGUAGAAUUGUGGUGCCUGUGAUAUAUUUUAAUCAUCCUCUGUUUGCUGAAUUGUUGAGGGAGGCAGAGAUGGUUUAUGGGUAUAAAUAUCCGGGUCGGAUCCAAAUACCAUGCCGGAUAUCCGAAUUCGAGAACGUUAAAUCAAGAAUCGCCGCCACGGGUGGUGGAGAGCUGAGGUGGAGGCAGAGUUACUGAUGAGUUGUGGCUGAGUCAACAUUGGAGAAAAUUUUAAUGUGCAAAUAGCAUAACCCUCCAUCACAGGCCUUGUGUUGGGGAGGUUUAGUUUAUGUUAGUUUUUUUUUUUU
Messenger RNA from Solanum stenotomum, 590 nucleotides. Its product is annotated as auxin-responsive protein SAUR36-like. NCBI's taxonomy places the organism in Eukaryota, Viridiplantae, Streptophyta, Magnoliopsida, Solanales, Solanaceae. Bases 1 to 480 code for a protein of 159 amino acids. Gene Ontology annotation, biological process: response to auxin. The transcript has 2 exons. The record is from RefSeq and is a predicted model, not a curated record.